Drosophila subobscura is the source of this 7767-nucleotide messenger RNA. Its product is annotated as AF4/FMR2 family member lilli. The record is from RefSeq and is a predicted model, not a curated record. Lineage: Eukaryota; Metazoa; Arthropoda; Insecta; Diptera; Drosophilidae. The transcript is spliced from 5 exons.
GUAACAACGAUCACACUCGUUUGUUUAUUGCGAAGACGGGAGGACGUUGUCGUCGUGGCACUCGUACAGUCCGCAGAGUGAGAGAGCGAAACGCAAACGCGAAAAACGAAAAGCUAGCAGCCACAGCAGAAUAGUAGUGUUAUUUUGUUACCUUUUUUUGUUGGUGUUUUUUGAAAUACCAAAACCCGCGUCACCCUUGGCUGUCACGUGUCUGUGUGUGUGUGUGUGGAGACGGAGACCCACAUAGAAUUGUUACACCUUGAAGUGAAUACAGAAUACAGAUUGCAAAAUAGCAAGCGACAAAUGUUUGAGCGGUUCAUCCAGAAAAUUGGUUAUAGUUUUUUUUUUGUUCGUAACCCAUCUGGAUUCAAAUCAUUGAAAAUCAUGCAGCAGCAGCAGCAGAAGUCGCAGUUUGUUUUGUCUAUUGGGAUGAAAUAAACAACAACAAAACCAGUAUCGAAAUCCCUUUGCGAGUGAAGUGAGAACAAAAACGAGCAACGCUUUAACAAGAGGCGAAACAAAGAGAGAAUAAAAGAAAGAUAACAACAGAGAGCGUGCCACAUCCGCGUCAUGUCGGACGAGGAUGUGCAGAUCACCAGCGUCGUGGACGCCAACGGUCAAUCACUGCCGCUGCAAGGCAACAGCCUGGGCGGCACCCCUGGCACCGUCAAACAGGAGCGCCCUGACGAUGCCGAAAUCCGUGAGCUGGCCGCCAAAAUGAAGGAGCAACAGAAGCAUCAGGCCGCCGCGCUGGCCAGCCGCCAGGCCAUGCAGCACUCUAAUGGCGCCGGCUCAGGCGGCGGAGCCAUGCAGCCGCCCGUCACCAACGGCAAUGGACAGACGAACAUCAUGAGCUACUUGUCACGCCACCAGAAGCUGCCCAACGGCACCAUGCAGGUGGUGCCCGCCCUGGCACCCAACGGACAGCGGGCCAACGGCUCGGUGCUGAUACAGAACCAGGCCGCUGGCGCAGGCGAAGCCACUGAGAAGAAAUCCUCCUCGGGCGGGCCAUGUGACGAGGAGUCGGUCAUGGGCCGCUUCGGUUGGGCACAGUUCGGCAAGGUCUCCAUCCCAUACAUCUACCGGCAGACGGAGAAGUACUGCUCGGUGCGCAUGAUCGAGCUGAAGCUGCUCGGCAAGUACCUCAACUGCUUGCAUCCGGACAUCUACUCGAGCUGCACGUGCGUGCGCAGCUACUACAUCACCGAUGCGGAGGCGCGACUGUUCAUCGAGGUGAACCACAAGCACUGCGACGGCGAGUUCGGUCGCGACAUAUUCACGCAAAAGGAUCUGGUGGUGCGGCUUGGCGACGCCUCCAAGUUCUUCCAGUUCCUGGACAUUUGCUAUCGCAAGCUGGUGACCGGCAGCAAGACGCCCUCGGAGAAGUGUGGCUUCAUCCGGAUCAACAAGGAGUCCGUCGUCCCCUACACGGUGCGCAACAAUCAGCAGGUGGUGCCGCUCUUCUACUUCGAGGGCGAAACGGAGAACCUCAAGACCAAGGCGGAGCUGCUCAAUGGCUGGGAUCUGGCCUACCUCAAGUUCUGCUGCAAGGUCCAGGGCAUUCGCAACGAGCUCUUCUCCAGCGAGAAUGUCGCCGUCAUCUCGCUGACGGACAUCAAGAGCUACUUCCCCAAUGGCACCGAAUUCGAGGACUACUGGCCCAGCAAGGUCGUUGACUCCAAUCUGCUCAUUGGCAAUCGGGCGAAUGUUAACAAUUCUGUUAACUGGACCCGCCAACCCUCCGCCCCACCUCCAAAGAUCACGACCACUGUGAACACCAACUCCUCGAGCAACGCCGGCACGGCCGUCAACAACUCCGCCAAUAGUGGCGGUGGCAGCGCUGCUGGCGGCGGUGGCGGGGGUGUAGGCGCACAAAAGUCCCAGCAGCACAGCUCAGGCGUGACAACAGCUGCCGCACAGCAGCUGAUAAAGCAACGCGCUGCAGCGGCAGCCAACGCCAAUGGCGUCUCAAAUGCCAGCGGAUUCGGCGCCUCGCAGGCAGCGGCAGCAGCAGCGGCCGCCUUCAAUACCCAGGCAGUGGCUGCGGCGGCGUCAGCCGCGUCACAUAUGAUGCAGCAGUCAGCGGGCAACAACCGCAUGCUCUCGCAGGCCACGGUGCAGGCGCUGGCCAACAGCGGCUGGAUGUCGGGACAAACUAACAUGCAGCUGCAUGCCCAAAUGAUUGCUCAACAGUCGCAUGUGGCGAACGCGAAUCGUGUGGGCAGCUAUCGCGAGCACAUGAACAACCUGAUGAUGAGUGGUAGCAGCCGUCAGCCGUAUUCCUACAACAAUCCUGCGAUCUCCAUGUCCUCGGUGAACAGUCACAAUGCCAGCGGUGGGGGCAAUGCCCCACCCCCAUUGGUGCGCUCCGCAGCCGGCCAGAAUGCCAAUCACAUGUCGAAUGUCGAGCAAUCACUGGUGCAACAACAACAACAACAGCAACAACAACAACAGCAACAAAAGACUCAACAACAACAACAACAACGACACCAACCACACCAAAACAGCACAUUCAACAACAACCACGUACAACAACAACAACAACAACAACAUCACAGUCAAAACCACCAACAAACACACCAACAGAACAAGAACACCCACAACAACACGCACAACAACAACAGUAACACCAACAGCAACAACAACAACAGUACCUACAAUCAUUCCGCCGGCCACGCUCUUGCGAAAAGCCUCAGCAGCGGCGGAAACAAGAAAAGUAACUCCUCCUCCUCCAACACCAACACCAACUCCUGCGCCUCCACCAACACCAACACCAACACCAACGCCAACGCAUCCCAAUCGGCCGCUGCCAUGGCAGCCGCUGCUGGCUAUGUCCAGGCCCUGUUCGGUGGCGGCGGCAACACGGGCAACUCCUUCAACUACAACCUGCCAUCAACGAGGGCGGACUACACGAAUCUGGCCGUGUGGAAUCGGCUGACGCCCGCCCAGCGGUUGCUCUUCAGUCAGCAGCUAAAGGGUUGCACCAGCGGAGGCGCCGCCAAUGCCGCCAGUGUUGGCUCUCAUCCAGUCAUCGCAGGAGGAGUUGGUGCAGGCAGCUCAGGCUUGGGACAGAAGAACUUUCCGACGCUGCCUUCCCUGCCGCUGGACACGGAUCUCAUCACGAUGCUGGACUACAACAAUCCCAACAAAUCGGCCAGCAAGAGCUCCAAGACGGGGAGUGGCAGCAGCAGCGGCAGCGGCAGCGGCAGUGGAGUGACCUUUACGAAGCCGAAUGUCCCACCACUGAUACCAGAUGGCGGACUUGGAGUCGGAGCUGAGCAGAUGAGCACCGGCAAAAGUCGCAGAGGAGGAGGAGGAGGAGGCGGUGGCGGUGGCGAUGGCUCCGGUGGGGCCACCACCAUAUCCCUAAACUCCACCCAGGCGCUGGAGGACUUUGAGAAGAAGCUGAAAAUGACGGACGAGAUGCGUGCCGUCAUACAGAAGGUUCUGGCCAAUCCCGAUCUCUCCACGUUCAUCCAGACGAAUGCGGCGGCAGCAUCCAAUCAUGGUCAGGGUCAUCUGGUGCCCUCCUACAUAUCGCCGCCCAUGUCCCCAUCGGUGGGCGUGGGUCUGGGCGGUGCGCUGGCGGGCAUUGCCGGUGUGACCACCCUGUCGCUGGCCUCCAAUCCAAAUGUGACCAUCACGCCCCAGCUGCCGGGCCACUUUCUGCACUCACCCUCCAGCUCAUGUUCCAGCUCAAGUGCCUCCACCACGGCCGCCUCGCCGCUGGGCAAUGGUCAGGCUGCGUCCGGUGGUGUGCCAGGAGGUGCCGCCGGCGGCGGUGGUGGCGGCGGUGGCGGCAAGGGCGGUGUGGGGCGACAGAAGAGCGUCAUCUGCUCGACCAAAUCGAACAAUCUGCCCAUGGCCAUACUCUCGCUCUCGCCGCAGAGCAGUGCCAGCGGUCGUCGCGGGGGUUCUGUCAAUUACGGGCGUCAGACACACAGCCACAGUCAUGGCCACAGUCACAGUCACAGUCAUAGCCAUAGCCAUAGCCACCAUCAUCAUCACAGCCAUUCACAACACACCCAUCCCACACACUCGCCACAGUUUAGUAGUAAUAAUUCUAGUAGCAAUAGUAGUAGCCACUAUCAGCAGGAUGGGAAGAGUCCGAAUCCUGGUGCUGGCAGUCGAACCACACCCACUGACGUUAUCGAUUUGUCCUCUUCCCGAAGGUCUCUGGCAGCGUCAGCGGCCUACCUGCAGCAGCAUCAGCAGGCGGCUGUCGCGCAGCAGCGCAUGGCAGCGGUGGCCGCUCAUCAUGCGCAGCAGAAUGGACGCAGCUCCUCGAAUGCCAGCGGCGGUGGCGGCGGUGGCGGCGGUGGCGGCGGAGGCGGUGGCGGCAGCACCGGCAGCACCGGCGGCAGCAGCAGCGGCAGUAACUCGUCCUCGGGCUCAGCGUCGGCGAACAGCGCCUCUCUGCACCUGCAACGCCAUGCGGCGCUGGCCCAUGCGGCGGCUGCCGCCAUUGCGGACGGUGCACAGCGGCUGUGCGUGAUACCAGAGAUACCCACAAACAACAUGAACCUGCAUCCGUACAAGAUACAGAAGGUGUGCGUGGACAAGCAUCUGGUGCCGUGCAUCAACAUGAAGGCCUACAACGACUCCGAGCAGCUGAUGACACUCAUUGAGUUCCAGAAGAACUUUUUCCCCUCCGUGCCGCUCGAGCACUGCAAGCGUCUGAUCGAGGCACUCGGCGUGGAGUUGUACAAGGCGAACCGGCGACAAGUGCAGAUCCUCAUGGAGUACGAUCGAACGGAGUACACGGAGAAUAUGCCGCUUGUGCAGGUGCGCGACAUUAUCAAGUAUAUGACGCAGUUGACAUUCAUGACACGACAGUCGGAGCAGCCGCCAGCUAAGCGGACGCGAACGAGCUAGGAUUUAAGCUGGGGAGCACAACAUUUUACACCAACAACAAACACAACAAGUACCACAACAUCAACAACAGCAGCAGCAGCCACAGCCAACACAACAACAAGAGCAACAGUAACAGAAGCAGAAGCAGCGACAGUGGCAGCGACGCCACUGCGUAGAAGAGCCUUAACGCCGCCGCACAAUCUGAGCAGCGAUGGGCUGCUAGUGAAGCGAAAGACGAGUGCAGCCUUAGCACCGCCACCAGCACCACAGCAGCAGCAACAGCAACAGCAACAGCAGAAGCAACACCACCAAAACCACCAACCGGCACACCAACACUUUCAGUCACAGCAGCAGCAGCAGCAACAGCAGCAGCAGCGAACACAACACAACAACAGCAACACAUACGAAAUGUUGUACUCCCACAACCAACACCAACACCCGCACCAACCGCAACCGCAUCCGCAACCGCAACACCACCAACAACAGCAGCAACAUGCGAAGCAGCAGCAGCAACAUGCUGAGCAGCAACAUGUUGAGCAACAGCAGCAACAUGCUGAGCAGCAGCGGCUGCUUAAGAAGCGGCAACAUGCCGAGCAAAGCAGCGCCAGGAGCAGCACUACCAACACCACCACCACCACCACCACGAGCAGCAGAAGCAACAAUCCCACUACCAGCAGCAGUCACAGAAGUAGCAGCAGCAGCAGCAGCAACAGCACCACAGCAGCAACAGCCUCGGGUCCAAGUGGCAGAACUGCCGCACAGAAAAUGGCCGAGGCGGAGCAUGCGUACCUCUCGAAUCUGUAUGGCAAGGCGGCAGCCAAUAUGCUGAGUCCGCCGCUAAGCAGCGCCCUGCCAGAGUGGAGUCUGGUGCAGCAGAAACAACAGCAACAGCAGCAGCAGCAGCGUCAGCGCAGGGCAGCGCAACUGCAGCAGCAGCAGCAGCAGCAGCAACAUGUGACAGCGGCAGCACCACCGCCAGCAGCACGCGCGCCACCGCCGCCACAGCAGCGGCACAUUAUGAUGCGACGGCAUAGCGUGUGCGCGGCAGGACUAGCUCGGCUGUCGCCCGCCUCCAGUCACACUUCCUCGGCCACGGCCUCGCCCACAUCGGCGGCAGCAGCCGCAGCCCUGGCCGCAGCCUCCUACUACGGCAAUGCAGCGGCCGCAGCGGCGGCAGCGUUCACUGCACCAUAUCAGCAUCAUCAUCAUCAUCAUGCGGCAGCGGCGGCGGCCGCCCACCAUCAUGCAGCGGCCGCGGCGGCAGCAGCAGCGGCUGCGGCGGCAGCGCAUCAUUCGCACGGUCAGCCAUCGCCGACGAUAUAUCCGCCGACGCCACCGCCAUCGGCGCCGUGGGUGCAUCCGUGGUAUGCGGGCGAUGCUCCCUUCUGAGAGCGGCCGAGAUAGAAGCCCCAACAAAUAUCCAACUGUAAAUUUGAGUUGUAGAAUUAAGCUAUUUAUUAAUUAAUCUUAAAUAUGGAUACCUAUUUUUUUUUGGAUUAGCUCUUAAGUAGGCUAACUAAAACAAUUUCUGGGCAUUAUAUGCCACUACAAAUAAUCGACACACAGGCAGACAGGCAGAGGUUGAAAGAGAGAGAGAGAGAGAGGGAGAGUGAGAGUGGGAGAGCUGCAUGGAACAGAUGGAGUGAGGUUGGAGGUUAACUAUCUUAAUGGCUACUUGAAUUUGCGCGUAGAACAUUUUCAAAUGAGAACUCAAAGAACUGAUUACAAUUUAUUAUCAAACCACACACACAAAAAUGCUAAACCACAAACAAAAAACAUAAAAAACAGAACAGAAGCCAAGCCGCCACGCAGCAUUUUUUGGCUCUCGUUUGCUCUCGACUGCGCAUUAGAUAUUCGAAUGAAAGAAAGUCCUUUUUUUUUACUAGCAAUAUUUACAUGCAUAUACAUAUGUAAAGAAAUAUUAUAUAUAAAUCCAUAUAUAUGUAAAAUAACUCGUAAAUUGUAAGCAAGAAAUUAAAUUUCUGCAACAAACUAAAUCUAAAAAGCAAAAAGAAAAAACUACGAAGGAAAACUAAACAACCAAAACUACGACAAGAACUAGAUCUAGAGCAGCGAUGCGAGAAAGUGAGUCAAGAAAUAGUAAAAUAAUAAGUAAUAAUGAGUGGCAGUGAGAAAUUGAGAGAUUCCAUUGGCUAACGAUCCUAACUAUCAGCACGCUCAUCCGAGAGUUCACAGCGGAACGUCGUGUAUUAAGAUCUAAGCAAUUUUUAUAAUUGAACCAUUUCCAAAUCUUACCAUAAACACAAAAGCUACAACUAAAAACAAAACAACUGAAGAGGAAAAACAAAGAACAAAGAACAAAAAUUAAGAAAACGAAAAACUUAAAAAAAAAACUAUGUUUAAAACAUACAAAAAAGAGAUCGAUUCGAUAGAUAGUGUUUAAGGAAGAAACAGAAAAAUACCCAUAAGAUGAUUAAGUUAUAUACAGACUGUAUAUGUACAUAAAUAUUUGUGUGAAAUAUUUGGAAUAUCCGUUUUAUGGAUUUAAUCAACUUUAAUUUUUUUUUUAUUUGCUAAGAUAAUUAAACAUAAACUAUUAUUAUUAUCAUUAGGCAUUUGAUUGAAAAUAUUUAUUUUAUUUUAUUCUUUCAAUUCCUUCCCAAACAAAAAACAAAAACAUUAAUUUGUGCUGUUAUUAAAAUAUCUGGGCGCUUUGUUUAAAUCAUUUGUAUUUUCGUAUUUACGCAAGCCCACAGACAUCUACUCAAAGAGCGCUACCAGAACACAGAUUGUGGGCAAUUAAGCUGGAACUAUGUAAAGCCUAUGAUUACAUACAUUAAUUAUGUUAAAAAAUGUACAGAAUAUGUACAGUUUGUUGAGAAAUCCGUAAAAGUAUUUAACCAUUUGUUUAUGAUUUAUUUUUAUUUUUAUUUUUGCCAGAGCAGAUAGAAA